AUGUUCUACCCCUCCGAACUGCUGCAGCGCUCCGGCCCGCUGGCCCACGUCUGGCUGGCGGCCAAUGCCGAGAAGAAGCUCACCAAGCAGCAGGUCCUGCAGGACAAGAUCGAGCAGGACAUCAACGAGAUCAUGCGCCCCCAGGCGCCCUUCUCGCUGCGCUUGAGCGGCUCUUUGAUGUUUGGCGUGGUGCGCAUUUACCACAGGAAGGCGCGCUAUUUGCUCGACGACUGCACCGACGCGCUUCUGAGGAUCAAGAUGGCCUUCAAGCCCGGCAAUAUCGACUUGCCCGCGAACUCUCACAUUGCGAACCCCGCCGCACUCAUGCUGGCCGAUGCCAUCACCGACUUUGACCUGCUUGCGCCCAUGCCUGACCCCUCGUUGCUUCUGUCCCAGGCUCUUGACUUGCAGAACUUGGGUCUUCCGAAUCUCGGUGGUGAUUGGGACAUGGAUAGCAGCCAAUUUCUUUCUGGCAGUAUCGAACAGCCUCGACGCGCUGAAGCAGAGAUUUUGGGCGAGGAAGAAGAUCUGGGAAUUGAUCUUGGAGAAGACUUUGACUUAAUGGCUCCAUUGGACGAGGGCACUAGCAUCGAAAUUGGUCGUGAUGCGCCAGCUGCACGAUCCUUAGAGGAGGAAUUUGGAACCGAGAUCGGAGACAAGAGAACAGAGUUGGAGGCGGAGGCCGAUCUUGGACUUGAUCUCGGCGACGACCUUACCGAAAUGCCCGGCCGUCCCGAUAUCACCAUCACCGACACAGACGUCCCCAUGGGCGGUAUGACCGAGCUGGGUGAUCUUGACGAGCCCGUGCUCCCGGAGGAGGAGCCUCUGCGCGAGCGCUCAGCGUCGCCUCUGUCAGAGCUCGGUGAAGAGGAAGAACGCGCCCUAGAGCAGGAAGUGAGCGUUUUUCAACCUGCCGCUGAACAGGAGCCAGAGGAGGAAGAGGAGCAACAUCAAGCCCGUGCUAAACGGCGAAGAGUCAUCCAGCAGGACACCCAGACGCAGCUUUCCACCACCGAAAUCCGCGAACAGCAAAACAACCGCGAGGACAUCCUCAAGCCCGCCUCAUUUUUACCCCGAGACCCGCUUCUUCUGGCUCUCAUGAACAUGCAGAAGUCAGGUGGAUUUGUAUCAAGCAUCCUUAGAGAUGGCCGAAGCCAAGGCUGGGCGCCAGAAUUGAGGGGUAUCCUCUCCUUGGAGGUUGUGUCUCGUCCAGCACAGAAGCGAAAGCGCGAUAGCGCGGUUGCUGAUGUUGCUACUGCGGACGAAGCACGGGCAUCUGCAGAGCGGACACCCCAGUUGGAGUUCGAAGAGGACCAGCUUGAGAUUGAAGAAGGUGGCGGCCUUGGUGGCGACACUGAAAUUCAAGCAGAGGACGAACACUUCCAGUUACCUGCAGACGAGCCUGAGUUCAUUCCUCAAGAGGAAGAGGAGGAGGUCUUCUCACCUAUUCCGGACGACUUCGAUGUCACAACGGCUCCUCUCCUCCACCCUGCAGAUAGCGGCGUCGUGUCUCUAGAGACCAAGCAUGCUGUCCAUCUUCUACGACAAGUCUUCGGCGAUGCGGCUGAGACAAGCGAGGAGGAACGCAGGAACACAGCCGUCUCGUUCCAGGGCAUGUUUCCCGAGACCACAACGGCAAAGCCCGACAUCGCUCGCAUGUUCAACGAGAUUCUUGUCCUCGGCACCAAGGAUGCCAUCAAAGUCGAGCAGCAGACCACAGACAACGAACUCGGCGGACCGAUCCGCAUCCGUGCCAAGCGAGGCCUUUGGGGUUCAUGGGCGGAGACCGACGUGUCCGGCGCAGAAGCCAUUAAGUCGGCGGCUGCAGCUGAGGCUGGUCCCUCCAUCAGAGACGACACUCAAACGAGUGCUACAUCUGCUGCACCUCUUCCUUCUGCCGAGAUCGCCGUAGAGACUUAG
Messenger RNA from Paraphaeosphaeria sporulosa, 1920 nucleotides. RefSeq lists its product as uncharacterized. The record is from RefSeq and is a predicted model, not a curated record. The coding region runs from base 1 to 1920 and encodes 639 amino acids. Gene Ontology annotation, cellular component: cohesin complex; synaptonemal complex. Gene Ontology annotation, molecular function: protein binding; chromatin binding. Gene Ontology annotation, biological process: synaptonemal complex assembly; mitotic sister chromatid cohesion; replication-born double-strand break repair via sister chromatid exchange. The transcript has 2 exons. NCBI's taxonomy places the organism in Eukaryota, Fungi, Ascomycota, Dothideomycetes, Pleosporales, Didymosphaeriaceae.